CGGCUGCCCUGGGCCGCGGCCGCAGCGCGCCCCGCCAUGCCCGGAGUGGCCGCGCCGGGCGCCGUCCCCGACCCCGAAGAGAGCUACGACUUCCUCUUCAAGCUGGUGCUGAUCGGCGACGCCAGCGUGGGCAAGACCUGCCUGGUGCAGCGCUUCAAGACCGGGGCCUUCUCCGAGCGCCAGGGCAGCACCAUCGGCGUGGACUUCACCAUGAAGAGCCUGGAGAUCCAGGGCAAGCGGGUGAAGCUGCAGAUCUGGGACACGGCGGGCCAGGAGCGGUUCAGGACCAUCACACAGAGUUACUACCGCAGCGCCAACGGGGCCAUCCUGGCCUACGACAUCAGCAAGAGGGGCUCCUUCCUGUCCAUCCCUCGCUGGAUCGAGGAUGUCAGGAAGUAUGCUGGCUCCAACAUCGUGCAGUUACUGAUUGGAAACAAGUCUGACCUAAGUGACCUUAGAGAGGUUCAGCUGGAAGAAGCCCAGAGCCUGGCUGAGCACUAUGACAACAUCAUCUGUGCCAUAGAGACCUCGGCGAAGGACUCCAGCAACGUGGAGGAGGCCUUUGUGAAGGUGGCCACAGAGCUGAUGAUGAGGCAUGGAGGGCCCAUGUUCAGUGAGAAGAACACUGACAGCAUCAAGCUUGACAGCAAAGACGUUGUGGAAGGCUGGGGGUGUGGUUGCUGAUGAGAGCUAGCUGAUAUCCCUAACUUUACUGGAAUUUAGAUGGUGCUUCACCCUAAUGCUGAGUAGCAUGGUAGCCAUAUUCUCCUCCUCCUCCUCCUCCUCCUCCUCCUGUGAAACCAGCAGUUUUGUAGAAGUUAGACACAAUCCUAUUUGCUUUGGUGUCUUAUUUUUAAAAAGGGACUUUGGAGAGGUGGUCCUAAAAGUCAAACCCUCUGAAAAAUGUACUCAACAUUUGUCCCCACGGUUUUAUUUUCUGUAUCCUUCAUACGAGUUACAAAAAUGGAGGAAACUACUUUGAACUUGGUAUUUUGGGGUGGGAAGACAUUCGGUUGGGAAAGAGACUGAUGCAGACCUAAAGGUCUGAGCAUUUAGUAGGAGACUGGUGGCAAAGGAGGUCACUUUUAGAAUAGGCAAUCUUGACAGCAUCUCUUCAAAUCCACAGCACUCCACCAGUGACCAGGAAGCGUCAGUGUCUUUGAUAAUGGUAUUUCAAGGGCCAGAAUAGCCAAGAUGUUGAUUACAGGACCAAAUAGCAGUCACCUGUCCUAGGGCAUGUGGAUUGCUAGUUGCUGUUGGAGCAGGCCCAGGCUGGGGAGCUUCUCUCAGGUUUUGUUAUCAUCUGAAGUUUUAACAGAAAGCAAAACCAGCCUGAGCACUGUCACAGGGUGGUGAUUUAAAGCAGCCUUGAGGAGAGGGAAGAUGCAUUUCAUUUGCCUGUUGUUUGCACAGUGAUAGCUCCUUUAUCCAGAUUGAAGCAUCACUGAGAUUUUGCCCUCAGGUCUCAUCAUUUCAUUCCACAACUCAAACCUGCACCACUGGAAACAGGAACUGGAGAAACCUUGAAGUGACUGUAGCCAAGAUCUCUUGCCAUGUGCCUAGUGGUCAAAUACAGGGUUCAUUCUGGUCAGACAUUUGGUGUUAAAUUACCAGAGUGCAUAAGUGGCAUAAAUGGAUUUGAUUCUUUAAUUGGUUUUGUUUUUUAAACCAUCUCUUUAAAUACUGCAUGGGCAUAUAAUGGGAAAGAAGACCUCAGAAUAGCUGAGAACUGCAUGAGUGCAACUUCUUGGUUGUGAGAAACCAGUGUCUUUUUGAGUGAUUCCCUCCCAGCUUUGUACCCAAAAGCAGCACUUUAGAGUCCCUUGUAGAUGUAGCUGAGGUGCUGAUGGAUUCCUCUGCAGUUACACUCUCAGGCACCUUACAAAACUGGAUUUGGAAAGAGAGCAGGAGCAGCAAUAUUUUAAACUCUGCAGAUAAGGCAGAGGUGUUCAGGUAUGGCAAGGGAAUUUUGCAAUCAUGAUAAUUGGAAGGAGUCACUUUCAAGAAGAACCAUUUGAAGUGAAUGUCUUGUCUCUUUGACAAAUCCAGGUCAAAAAGGACUUGAAUUGUUCUGCCAUGAGGGCUGCACCAGUUCAGUCAUCCACCAUACCCAGUGUCAUGAAAACUAGGGAGAUUUAGGAAAGGGCUAAUGGAUACCAAUUUUAAUCCUAUUCAUCUUCCUGUAGCAAAUACCGAAGCAUUCUCUGCUCUUUCUGGUUUUUUAAACUGUGAGGUUGAUAACUGAGGAGUAAUGUGUGCUUUGUAGCCUGUUUGCUUCUGUCUAAGGGGUUAGUUUUCAAAUUUUAUAGUUGUGAGAAUGAAAAGGCCUUAAAUUUUUCAACUAGUGUAGUUUUCACAAUUCUGUAUUUUCUACAGAAGGGCAGGCUGAGCUGCAGUACUUGGUAGUGGUUUUGGAUGGUCUUCCAGGAUAUUCCUACUUCCAAAGAUAGUAGGCAAUAAAUGCCCAGUUAGGCAGUUGGGAAUGGGAAUGAAAAUGGGAAUUUUCCAAACCCUGGAGUUGUUGGUUUAUUCCCCAUGUUCUGCUCUCAGGAGAAACUGUGAAGACAGUCCAAGCCAAAACGGAGUGCUGGUGGCUGCUUUUGCUGCUGGUGAGGUCCUUCAGGUACAGAAUAUUUGCAAACAUUUGAGUUCCUGUUGCAGUUUGGAUCUGCAGGUCGUGGUCCUGCAGUUCUGCUGGAGCAGGGACCCCCAGAUGAGCUCAGCCCCCACUACCUGCAGCAUUAGUGCCAAAUUACUGACUGCUGAGGAAAACCCACGUGCAUUUAAGAACAGUAUUGCUACUUCUCAGACUGACAUCCAUAGUUUACAUAGCAACUCAUCUUAAACUGGAACAAGAAGCAAAAUGAACAUAAAUCCUGCUUCCAGUGCAGCCAGUGAGUGAUUGUGUUCUUACAGUAGAUGAAGAACUGAGGAACUGUUGAUCCAUUUUCUUAAUUUUGAGGUUUGUUUAGUGAAUAAGUAGAAUUAGACCAGGCACUACACUUUUCAUUACAAUUUGCCUGGAUUUAGCUCUUAAACUAGGCUUGAAGGGUGAGGCUCUGUCUGCAGGUCAGUCUGGUUCAGUCAGAAAAUGUGCAAUACAGCAGCAGUGAUUUGUUUGCUGUACUUUAAAUGAAGGCACCAAUUCCAGUCAGUUUUCAGUUUCCUGCAGAAAACUAAAACCAUGGCUUUAAAUCAGUUUUGUUUUUUAACUCUUGGCUCUUCUGUCGUGUAGCAAGUGGAGUACAAGUUUGCCUGCCCUCCUAACUGACCAAAAGAAAUAGAAGAAGACUUGGUUUAUUUUUAAUUUUUUUUUUUUUCAGAAGAAACCUGAAGACCUGGUUUAUUUUUUAGGUUAGCAGAUGGUGGUACUAGGGCUGUCAGUAGUUAAAGUUCAUUUUGAUUACCAAACCCUUCCUUUGUUCACUGCCCACUAGGCUGGGAGCUUCUUGACCAGAAAUAAACAGAAAAAGUGGAGCUUUUCUCUGUUCUGCUGAAGGCUUUAUCAAAGCUGGGACUCACACACAGCCUUGGAAUUCAGGCAUUCAGGAAUUGGGUUGUUUAACUCCAUUAAUCCUAUUGAAACCAAAAGGCUACCUGGGUGGAGAGAGUGAGGAGCAAUAAACCUGUGAUUUACGGGUAAAAACCUGAGUUCCAGCUCUCCGGGUAUAAAUGGGCACUGAUGUACAGCAAGUGAAUAAUUCAGAAGUGCUUGCUCAGAGUUCACAGCAUAAACAUUUGCCAAGAAAUCUGUUUACUGCCAGUUGAACAUUAACAAGGCUAUGGUGCAGUAAUUGCUUUUAAGCAGAUCCCCUUGGCUGAUCAUGUAUUUGCAUUAGUAUUUAUCAUUCCUUUUUGGCAGUGCCAAAGUGUGCAAAAAUAUUACAAAAGCACAGGAGGGGACAUUGGUCUCUGCCUUGUAGCACUUGGGAGUGGAAUGCAGAGGGAGAUACUGAAAUGAAGUCAUCAGCAGAAUGUGCUUCCCAGGAGCCUUUGUUACCCUUUGUAUUGAUUUUAAGCUAAUUUUAUCUCCAGUUUCUCAUCCAGUCCAUCAUCACGGAUGGAACCUGUACAAAUAUUUAUAAUUACGUAAAUAUAAAACCACAUAAAUGUCAGCCCAGAAACCUAAUAAUGUUUGCUUUGCAAAACAAAAUUUGAGAAAAAUGAGAAUACUUGAGAACAGAGGAGAAGUCCUGAUGAUUUUCUUACUCUCACUGUACUGGCAAGCAGGUUUUUUCAGAGGGGAAAAUCCAAAUGAAGCCCAGCUAAAACCACUGAUAGCUCUCCUAUUGGCUAAUAGUGAUAGAUUUCCAAGAACUUGACCAAAAGUGGAGCUCUUGCUCCUUCUGGGUGCCUGGACUGUCAUAUGUGAAAACAAGGGUUUGGGAGAUUGUCCUUUGGACACGGCAUGCAAACUUGUCUUGAAAACUUGAAGACAUUUUUUAACAGUGAGCCAAGAGCUGAAUUCACACAGACAGGAAAGCUGCAGACAGAUGCCUCCCAGUGUCUUCAAAAGCAUCUUGGUACCAUUGCAAAUGAAGCACAAAACUUGUGUGGAAGUGGUUUUGCACUAAAGGGAAAUAAUUAUCAGAGAAAAAAAAAAAAAUCAUUAAUGUGAAAGGCAGAGCAUCUUGAUUAUUCUGCAUUUUUCAUGUUCAUUUCCUAGUUCAAUGCUGUGCAUAAGUAAGAUUUUUCCCUUUAUAAAUGAUAUUAAAAUAGAUAAAGUGUGAAAAGUAGUUUGAUACUUGACAAAAUAAAUGCUUUCUUAGGAGAGUGAUAAUAUUGAUGAGGAGAACUUUGCUGAUAGGGUUUGGUGGUGCAGCAUCAGGGAUUCCCCACAGAGUUGUGUUGGGGUGAUGUGAGACACAAAAACCAUUCCCAAAACAGGGGAAGCCAGUGGGGGACACCAGACCCUGUCCUGCCUGCCAGACAGAAAACAGAUACAGGCUGGUACUGAGCAGAAGGUGAAUUUAGUUCUUUGUAACUGUUUUUAAAGAUUUCUGUUUCAGAUUUCUGACAGGCAGAUGUGCUCUGUGCUGUCAGCCAGAUUUUCCCUCUCCUGUGCCUCACUCGCUGAGAUCUGACAGGUAAAAACCCCUCAACUCCAGAGAAGGGAGCAUCCCAGCCAGUCUGGCUCACACACACCUCUGGGGGGGAAGGAAAAAAAUCUCUAAUUCAUAUUGAAUUCAUUCACUGCAUUCCAAAAUUAUCUGAGGGGUUUGGGUGAUAACAGUGUUAAAAUGGUUCUGCAUUUUCUAGGACAAAUCUGUUGCUUUUCAAGGUUUCUUCGAGAGAUGCAGGCUGUACAUUUCUAAUCAUCAGUAACUACUUUGCUUUUAAACUUUCUUAUCUCAAUACUGACUAAAUGAUUUGGAAUAUGAGGAGACAAGGGAGCAAGCUUGCAUACUACGGUAAUUUUUUAUACUUUACCUUCAUCUAUUUAUGAAUUUAUUAUGAGAAGUAUUUUUAAACAUGAAACCUGCUUUUGUUGUGAAUUUUAGCAAAGUAGUGGAUACAUUGUACUGUGUAUCAUUCAAAAAGGUUUAAUUAAAGUAAACAUUUGGCAA
This is a messenger RNA of Pyrgilauda ruficollis (rufous-necked snowfinch), 5567 nucleotides long. RefSeq names its product RAB43, member RAS oncogene family (gene RAB43). Gene Ontology annotation, molecular function: GTP binding; GTPase activity. Lineage: Eukaryota; Metazoa; Chordata; Aves; Passeriformes; Passeridae. Gene Ontology annotation, biological process: regulation of exocytosis; protein secretion. The record is from RefSeq and is a predicted model, not a curated record. The transcript has 3 exons. The coding region runs from base 37 to 684 and encodes 215 amino acids.